UUACUCAUGGUGCUAGUAAUCGAAGUCUUGAAGAUAGAUCGUUUGUUAAAUGGCUAAUCUGAAAUUGCCUCUGAUUUUGUAGUGAAUGAUCCAUUUGUGAUGAACUCAUGGGCCAAAACAUUCCUAGAGAACAAGCAUGUUAAGUUCCUUGCUGAUGGUGCAGCCAAAUACACCAAUGCCCUUGGUCUUCAGGUUGACCUCACUGACAAGGGUCACGGCAUCCGCUCAAAGAGGUUUGCUCUGAUGGUGGAAGACCUCAAGGUGAAGGUUGCGCAUGUUGAAAGCGGAGGAGAGUUCACCAUCUCCAGUGCUGAAGAGAUCAUCCAGGCCCUUUAAAACCCUUGAAUCCUCUUGCUGGCUGUUUUACUGUCUUUAAUGUGUGGUGUGAGACUCUUUUGAUGCAAGAAUAUAUACUAGAAACAUUUUCCUUUUCAUAGAUGUAAUUGUGUUGUGUGCUCAAGGAAGGGCCAUGAUAUGGUGCAUAUUAUGGAAAUAAAUAAGAUUUCUUGUUUCAAAUGUUGU
Glycine soja is the source of this 522-nucleotide messenger RNA. RefSeq names its product peroxiredoxin-2B-like. Gene Ontology annotation, molecular function: thioredoxin peroxidase activity. The transcript has a single exon. Lineage: Eukaryota; Viridiplantae; Streptophyta; Magnoliopsida; Fabales; Fabaceae. Gene Ontology annotation, cellular component: cytoplasm. The record is from RefSeq and is a predicted model, not a curated record. Gene Ontology annotation, biological process: hydrogen peroxide catabolic process; cell redox homeostasis; cellular response to oxidative stress. Bases 100 to 336 code for a protein of 78 amino acids.